Oncorhynchus keta (chum salmon) is the source of this 2491-nucleotide messenger RNA. RefSeq names its product zinc finger and SCAN domain-containing protein 5B-like. The transcript has 6 exons. The coding region runs from base 279 to 2084 and encodes 601 amino acids. Gene Ontology annotation, molecular function: DNA-binding transcription factor activity; RNA polymerase II cis-regulatory region sequence-specific DNA binding. Gene Ontology annotation, biological process: regulation of transcription by RNA polymerase II. NCBI's taxonomy places the organism in Eukaryota, Metazoa, Chordata, Actinopteri, Salmoniformes, Salmonidae. The record is from RefSeq and is a predicted model, not a curated record. Gene Ontology annotation, cellular component: nucleus.
CUCCGAUCCUGUAAAACGCAGCAGCAUUAGUCUACGCAACAAAGCUUCUAGCCUGCCGGAAACGCAUACGAAGAAGUAAAGGGAGUGAACAGUGACCAAGAAACAAUUUCCACGUUAGCGUUUUUUGUAUUUAGACGUUUAUUAACAACAUGGAACUCAUAAUAUGAUUCAUUUAACUGCACAGCAUCGAAUACUUACUCCAUGUAGUGCUUAAUUCGUGCUAGAGACGGAACUUGGUUGAUAGAUGUUCUCUACGUAACGCUAGCUAGCUGCUAACAAUGGCUGACUGUAUGGUUUUUCACACUCAAAUAGCCUCCAUCAUGGAGGUGCUGGCAAAUGCAGCCGUGGCAGAGAUCUGUAAACUCGUAGACGACGACUAUGCAGUGUUUCGUUUGGAAAUAACUCAAAGUCGGAAAGAAAACAGGACAUUGCGGAGGAAACUACUGGAACUGAAGGUGGCACGGGAACGUGCAGAGAGGACACCGCGAGAGCGCGUCCUCACCAGUCGUCCCAGUAGUGUCAAGAUCCUCGAUCGAUACAGAGGAAUUGCAAGAGGUGAAGGACAUCUCACUGGAGGCCACAGGAGCUUUGUGAAGCCAGCGGGACACAAUACAUGGAGAGAUGACCAACCAAUCACUGUUGAUGAGGAGAGUGGAACCUCAACCCAGCACAUUAUCAUGAUAGAGUCUGCAGAUACAGAGGCUGCAGGUCCUGGGUUCAAGCAGGAGAGGUCUGAAGGAGAGGAGGACCCACAGCACAGCAGAGACAUCCAGACUGGAGCGCCCCCUGUAGCCACAGAGGACCCCACUACCACCCCAGCGCAGCCCAGCGCCCGACGCAGCAUCACGGAGGAGGAGGAGGGUCCAGAGGUGCUGCUGGUGAAGGAGGAGGGGUGUGAGGAGGGUCUGGGGAACCCUGAGGGGACCAUCGUCAUGGAGGACAACCAGACUACACCUCUUCCUGGACCCACAGAGGAACCAGCUGAGCAGCACAAGAACACACACAGUCUCACGGAGUCAGUAGACAUGGAGGAUGGAAAUCCUGAUCUGCUGAUAGUCAAAGAGGAGACCAUAGAAGACGGACCAGAGAGCAUUGAUCUGCAGAGUGGACUAAAGAUGGGGGAGCAAGGUGAUUGGCUGGAGGAUAACAGAGGAGACUGGGUGGCCAUCUUGGAUUUCCAGACCCCGACCGGUGCAGCCAAGGCUCCAGGGGACAACAUCACGGAGCAGGCCAGGACCAGUAGCGACAUAGUGGAGGUCAGUGGAUGGGACAGCAUCAUCAACUCUGGGCUGGGGAACAACACUGUUAACCAGAAACAGACAGUCGAACACAAAACAACGACCAAACUUAGUCUCCAAGACAACAGAUUGUCAGAGACAAGAGUGAGGCGUCGAUUUGGUCUGCGGGGACAGGGAGGUAUGUGGCUUGAAAGAACAGACACAGACUUGGCUAGCGAUGCUCCAUCCUGCUCGUAUAGUUGUGAUUCAGAGAGACUGAUGGCACCUCAGGUUAACCACCUAACAGGUUCUGCCUUCAGCCUGCCUUCUAUAGGAUCUAUCAAAUGGAACAUGGAUCCUGUGACAACACAGACACUUCCUGGCCUUCGUCCUCCCAACACUUUCCAAAUGUUAAACCAGACCCCCGACAAUGUCAGUGCCUCAACACUAAAUAGCUACACAAGCCGAUUGACAGAUGACAGAAGUAGAGACGCAAUCAGUAAAGGUGGCUGCGCCACAGAGAAGCGCUUCCCAUGUUCUUUCUGUGGGAAAGCCUUCAGUUUCCCCCAACAGGUGGAGAUUCACCAGAGGAUUCACACGGGGGAGAAACCAUUUGUUUGCCACCUGUGCCGGGCCAGUUUCUCCCAAUCGUCCAGCCUGAAGAGGCACCAGAGGGUCCACACAGGGGAGAAACCCUACAGCUGCCCCCAGUGUGAGAAGAGGUUCUCUCACCAGCACCAGCUGAAGAUGCACCUGAAGGUCCACACGGGAGAGAGGCCGUUCGCCUGUAUGCACUGUGGGAAGAGGUUCUCAGAGAGGAGCUACCUCAGGAUACACCAGCAGAAAAUGCACAGGGCCCAUGUAUAGAGUAUACUGACAUGUAAUGUAGUAGUAGUUCAUUCUAUUGGUUUUGGAUGUAUAUGGAACUGGAUGAGGUGAACUGAGGAAACAAUGAGUAUGAUGAGGUAGAGUAAAUUAUAUGGUGAUGGUUGGUGUGAUGGUGUCUGUAAAAACUUUUCACUAAUGAAAAGUGACAUUUGUCCUGUUUUGAUGCUGGUGUUUUAUAAUGAGGAAAUUAGUGCCUUAAUUCAUGUUUACUUGACAUGAAGUGGUGAAGCUGUGUGUGUAGUUUUACAUUUUCCAAAGUAUUCUAAAAUACAUUUUAUCACUGUGAGGGUACCACAUUUACAGAAAAUAUAAAGUGUUACCAUAGUGAGAAAAGUUAUUCUACUUGUCACGUAUCAUUUUGUGCAAUAAAAGUACUGUACCUCAAA